UUUGAAAUGAAAUCAGCAAAAGCGAAGAAAGUGUUUGAUAUAGAACAAAUCGAGGCUUUGAGCAGGUCAAAUAAUUUAGAAAUCUCAUCAUUGUUGUGUAAGUAUGAUAGCCAUAGAAAGAAACCAAGGAAAAAGCUUAGUGCUAGACGGCUCUUAACUAGUGGCACAAAGUCCCAGAAGAGGAGACUAAGUCCUACAUAUACCUCCGAAACUGGAUUGGUGUCUAGUCUUACGACAAAAAUUGAAGAAUUGAAUGAAGAAAUUAAUGAGAAAAACUACACUAUCAGAGAGCUCACAGCUGAAGUGUUCAAUUUAAAAUAAUAACUUCAAUGAUUUGCGCUACAAGUACGAAAAAUCUCAAGAUAAAUAAGAAAUUACUAAAGCAAUACCUCAAAGACAAAGUAGAGUCCUUAAUAGAAGCAGAGGAUAGCCUAGCUAAUGCGAACGACAUCAUCCAGGAUCUCUCACAGAAAUGUGAGGAUGCUAAUUAUGAUCGAGAUAAGAUAGAACAAACUUAUCACAAAGAUUUUGAGAAUAUAGUCGAUACUCUUACCUCAAUGAAAGUCUAUGACAAGGAUACUAUAGAGUCAGAUUCUCUCAUGGAGGUCAUCAGCCGGUCUUUACAAGAGAUCAAGGCUGAAAAUAAAAUGGUUAGGCAGCUCAAAGCAGAUAACUUGAAGUUACCUCAGUACCGAAGAGAGAUAGAAAAGCUUAAAGCUCAAAAUCGUGCUUUGGAAGUUAAGAUUCAGGACAUUAAAUCUACAACAGACAACAAUCGGCUUAAGAAGCAGAUGUUUUACUUAGUAAAAAGCAAAGCAGAUUCGUACAAAAGUGAGCUUGGGUUCCUCAAGUCUUCGUUUAAAAGCGAGUUGUCAAUACUAAAGUCAAAUAUGGAGACUACCAUCAACAAUAUUGUGCUUAAGUCUAAAGAGAUAAUGGUGAAUAAUGAAUUUGCAAAAGAAGAGCAAUUCCUCAAAUAUAAGAGCAAAGUUAUGAGCCAAUACGGUGUAAACAUAAAACAGAAAUCAGAAGAAAGCCAGAAAGAGACAGAAGACCUAGUUAGAUUAAUCGAAACUUUGAGUACAGAGAAGAUCUUUCUGAAGUCAACUAUUUCUUCAUUGGAAUUUCAACUAGAGGCUCUCCAGAAGCAGUCUCAAGAGCAGUUGGCUCUACUCUCACAGCUAGAAAAGAAGAGCGCCAAGGAAGAUGACAAGGAUUUAGUCGGGAUCUUAAAGAAUGAAUUUGAAGAGAAGCUCACACAGUACAAGAAACUGACAGAGAAGAAGCUCCAAAAGAUCCAAGACGAUUAUAAUGAUAAGGAGAAUAGGCAAAAUAGAGAGAAUUGUUACCAACAAUUCGAGAAAAUGAUGGAUGUUGACUUAGAAGAACUUGGCAAGGAUAAUAAUAGCAAUCAGAAUUACUUACCAAAAAGCUAUACCGAAGACUCGAACAAAACUAUAUUUAUGUAUAUCAAAGAUAACUCUUUGCUCAAACAGACUAAUUACUUCUUAGAAAAGGAGAAGAAGAGUUUGGAGAAGGAACUUCAAGCUUGUGAAGAGAAAAACACUCGUUAUGAACAAAAGAUCUCAAACCUGGAAUCUAAAGUCCAAGAUCAAGAAGCUGAGAUUUCUAGGUACCGUUAUGGAGAGACUUUGGUACAAUCUAAAUUUGACAAUGCUAAUAGUGAUCUAAACUCCUCAAUGCCAUACGCUUUCAACUACACAGUUAAACAGCAAAAAGAGGAAAGCUUUAGGAUGAGCAGAGAUGAGUUGAAGUCUUUAUCAAGUUUAUUAAGGGAAACUCAAAAGAAAAGAAGAGGAAGAAGUGGAAUGAGAGGCCGGAACGAAUAAAUCAAUAAUUUGUGAUGUAUCAGUGAAAGAAUA
This is a messenger RNA of Moneuplotes crassus, 1883 nucleotides long. The record is from the annotation of a GenBank genome assembly. Lineage: Eukaryota; Ciliophora; Spirotrichea; Euplotida; Euplotidae.